Molecule: messenger RNA, 2517 nt
Organism: Neocloeon triangulifer
Lineage: Eukaryota; Metazoa; Arthropoda; Insecta; Ephemeroptera; Baetidae
Product: leucine-rich repeat-containing protein 40-like
Exons: 12
Coding region: 92-1957 (621 amino acids)
Molecular function (GO): protein binding
Source: RefSeq, a predicted model, not a curated record
CACCAUAACAAAAGAACGCAGCUGCGACGAGUGGAGAAAGUCCACUUGCGUGUUUUUCUCUUGAUUAUGUAAAUAGCAGUGGUUGCACAGAAUGGCAGGGGUCAAGAGCAGGAUUCCGCGGGUGCAGCCGAGCAAGGGGCCCAGCGGGCGUCUGGGCAAUUUGAACCCCUUGUUCCAAAAGCAGACGGCUGCGAUGGAAGCCUCACAAAUCUCGCCCCUGGUCGUCAAGCAGGCCCGCAAGAGCGGAAAAGUAAACCUGUCCGGCAAGAAUCUCUCCACAGUCCCGGAACGCAUUUGGACGCUGGACACUCUGGACGAGAACGAAAUUAAGUCGAUAGACGUCCACUUGUCCGACUCGGUGCGGGAAGACGAAGACUCCAAGUGGUGGGAACAUGAGCCCCUAACCCUGCUGGACCUCAGCAACAACUGCAUAGCCACUUUGUCCCCUAAGAUCAAAUACCUCGCCUCGCUCACAAAUUUGCUGUUGCAACACAACAGUUUUAUUAGUUUGCCAAAAGAAAUUGGGCAACUGCGAAGAUUGAAAAUUUUAAACCUGAGUCACAACAAGUUAAGCACUUUUCCUGAGGGAAUUUUCGAGUUGAAAGAAUUACGGCAGCUGAACAUUUCCUUCAAUUUGAUCGAAGACACCACAGACUCCAUCGGAGACCUCAACAUGCUGGAGAAACUUGACUUGUCACAUAAUCGAUUGACGGUCCUGUCGCCUGGUGUUGGCUUCUUAACACAUCUCACUCACCUCUUGGCCAUGCACAACGCAAUUACAGAUGUGCCUCCUGACGUGGGAAAUCUCAGGGUAUUACGUGAGCUUGACUUGUCCCACAAUGCAAUUCCACUGUUGCCGCCAAUGGGAGAGCUGAAGAAGCUUGAGAUUUUCAGAGCAGAACAUAACAAUAUAACCGACAUACCAGACUUCAUGGGAUGCAGCUCGUUGCGCGAAAUUCAUCUGUCUGGAAAUUGCAUCUCGGAGCUUUCAGAAAGCGCUCUGGAGGCCUUGGAGCAAGUCCGAGUGCUCUCGCUGAGGGACAACAAAUUGGAAAACAUUCCGGAGGAAGUCAGUUAUCUGAAAAAUCUUAUUCGACUUGACAUCGGCAACAACGGAAUUAGAGAAUUGCCUCCUUGCUUGUCUCUGCUGCCACACCUCAGCACUCUCACUCUGGACGGCAACCCGCUCAAAACGCUCAGAACAGAUGUUGUGAAAGGAGGUACAACGAGGGUUCUCAAAGUCCUUCGAGGGCAGCUGAGCAGUGACCAAAAGCCCAGCAUGAAUAACUCCAGUCCUUCUCUGCCUGGCCUCAAUUCUCAGCCAUGGCCCAACAAAUAUAAUAUGAAUUCAAGCAGGGCAUUAAAGUUGGGUCUCAGGGAGCUGACUACAGUCCCAGACAGUGUGUUUGAAGAAGCAGUGAAAGCUGAAGUAACUUGUGUUGAUCUUUGCAAGAACCUGUUCACUCAAGUGCCGCAAGGGAUAUCAUUGGUGGCUGAUUUUCUGACCGAGCUAAAUCUAUCGAAUAACAAACUAACCGCUCUACCCGAUUCACUGAUCACUUGCAAGAAACUUCAGUACUUGGAGGUCAGUCAAAACGCAUUGACCGAUUUGCCAGCCUCAUUUGACGCCUUUGAGCAACUGAGAGAGAUCAACUUGUCUUUUAAUAGAUUUGAGUCUAUUCCAUCUUGUCUUUUUGGCCUGCCCGCGAUGGAGAUUUUGAUUGCCAGGGACAAUAAGAUAAAGGAAAUUGAUACUGCUGGAUUGGCAAGCAUCCCGCGUUUAGCUACUCUAGAUCUCAGCAAUAAUGACAUUGGCUCGGUUCCUCCGCAGCUUGGACUUCUAAAACUACACUGUCUGGAGUUGGCUGGGAACUCGUUUAAAGUACCGAGACAAAAUAUCCUCUGCAAAGGCACCCCUUCGAUUCUGUCCUACCUGCGAGACCGAUUACCCAAGUGAUAUCUCCGUACAAUAUCAAAUCUUAUAUAAUUUGUUUUUUGUGUGCACAGAGCACGGAUUUAUGUUUGAAUUUUAUUCAUAUCAUUUCUGCUAACAGAUAUUAUGUUUUAUAUGUUGUAGCUGCUACUUAUGUUCCUUGUUAUUGUGCUGUUUUUCAAAUUCACUAUGUACCGAAUAUUCACAAAUUAUUGUGCCUAAAUUUGCGUGGAGAGUGAGUGGCACAAAGUCAUAAUAAUUCCCAUAGUACAAAUCGUUGGAAAUUAGGGAAAUUUUAUUGGUGGUUCUCCCCAUUAUGCCAUAGUUGUGAUUUAAAUACUUUGUCUAUGUAGAUUUUGAGGCCACUAUUUUUCUUUUAAAUUACGUAAGCAAUGCAUAAUAGUAUUUUGGUGGUAUACAUCACAAGGUGUGCUGUGCCCAAGUGUCACAAUUUUUUGUUUGCAGUGGUUUGAAUCUUCUGUGAUUAAUUGAUAUUUUUGUCAUAUGUGGAAGUUCUUCUUCAUCUUAUUGUGAUUGUGCAACUAUUAUUGAAACUAGAUUGAAUUAAAGUCUCCUCUAAAGAU